Molecule: messenger RNA, 3853 nt
Organism: Lolium rigidum
Lineage: Eukaryota; Viridiplantae; Streptophyta; Magnoliopsida; Poales; Poaceae
Product: DEAD-box ATP-dependent RNA helicase 42-like
Exons: 3
Coding region: 1-3159 (1052 amino acids)
Biological process (GO): mRNA splicing, via spliceosome
Cellular component (GO): nucleus
Molecular function (GO): ATP binding; RNA helicase activity; nucleic acid binding
Source: RefSeq, a predicted model, not a curated record
AUGUCCUCCGGCGACGAAGAGCGGGCCGCCGCGUCCAAGCACCACCACCGGGACAAGGACAAGAAACGCGACCACUCCUCCUCCUCUUCCCGCCGCCACCGCGACAAGGACCGCUCCUCCUCCCGCCACCACAGGGACGAGAGGGACGGCGAGCGGGAGCGGGACCGAGAUCCCGACCGCCACCACGGUGGCAAGGAGCGGGAUCGCGAGGAGCGGAAGGCGCGGGAGCGGGCGGAGAAGGAGGAGAAGAAGGAGAGGGAGCGGGAGCGGGAGCGGGAGCGGCGUCGCGAGGAGCGCGACAGGGAGAAGGAGAAGGAGAAAUCGAGGAGGCGGGAGGCGGUCGACGAGGAGGAGGACGAAGACCGCGACCGCAAGCGCCGCCGCCGGUCCUCGCGCCACCACCACCACCGCGACGUGGAGCCGGAGGCGGCGCCGCUGGCCAGGGCGGAGGAGGAGGAGGACGAUGGGGAGGAGGCGCAGAUGCGGCGGCAGAAGAAGAAGGAGGAGGACAUGGAGGCUGAGCAGCAGCAGCUCGACGACGAGAUGGAGCGCCGCCGUCGCCGCGUUAAGGAGUGGCAGGAGAAGAAACGCCGCGAGCAGCAGCUGCAGGAUGGAUCCAGCGGUGCUGCUGCCACCGCUGAUGCUGAUGGUGGAGGUGAGUCUGGGAAGAAGUGGACCUUGGAUGGUGAGGAGUCGGAUGAGGAGGAUGCAAAUAAGUUGGAUGAGGGGGAUGUGAAGAAGUCGGAGGAGAAUGGUGGCGCUGGCAGCGGUGCCAUUGAUGUUGACACCCCUAACCUCCUGGGUAAUGAUGGAAAUAGUGGUGCUGAUAUGGAGGAGGAUGAGAUUGACCCCCUCGACGCGUUCAUGAACUCCAUGGUGUUGCCAGAGGUUGCAAAGCUGGAGAGUGCCGCACCAGCCAUGGAGAUCGUGCUUGUUGCCAAUGCAGGAGGCAUGGAUGAUAAGGAUGACACGAGUAAUGGGGAUAAGAAAGCACUCGUGAAGGGAAUGGGGAGAAUUAUGCAAGGGGAUGACUCUGACUCUGAUUAUGACGACAGUGAUAACAACGAGGCUGGGUCGGAUGACGAGGAUGAUGCAGAGUUCAUGAAGCGUGUCAAGAAGACAAAGGCAGAGAAGUUGGUUAUUGUUGACCAUUCCAAGAUUGAUUACCAGCCAUUCCGCAAGAAUUUCUAUAUCGAGGUGAAGGAUAUUACAAGGAUGUCAGCUGAGGAAGUGGCAGCCUACCGGAAGCUGUUGGAGAUCAAGGUGCAUGGGAAAGACGUUCCCAAGCCAAUAAAGAUGUGGAUACAGAGCGGUCUGACAAGUAAGCUACUUGACACCAUCAAGAAGCUUGGUUUUGAGAAACCAAUGCCUAUACAGGCACAGGCACUACCAAUCAUAAUGAGUGGACGCGAUUGCAUAGGGGUUGCAAAGACUGGUUCUGGCAAGACUCUAGCGUUUGUCUUGCCAAUGCUGAGGCAUGUCAAAGACCAACCGCCUGUUGUGCCUGGGGAUGGCCCUAUUGGGCUCAUCAUGGCUCCUACCAGAGAGCUGGUGCUGCAAAUAUAUUCUGAUAUCAAAAAGUUCUCUAAGGUGCUUGGCAUCAACUGUGUUCCUAUAUACGGAGGUUCUGGGGUUGCUCAGCAGAUCAGUGAGCUGAAGAGGGGUGCUGAAAUUGUUGUUUGUACACCAGGGAGGAUGAUUGAUAUCCUUUGCACUAGCAGUGGCAAGAUUACCAACCUUAGAAGAGUGUCCUUCUUGGUGUUGGAUGAAGCUGAUAGGAUGUUUGAUAUGGGUUUCGAACCUCAGAUUACUCGAAUAGUUCAGAACACCCGUCCAGAUAGGCAGACUGUCCUUUUCUCUGCCACUUUUCCACGACAGGUGGAGAUACUGGCACGUAAGGUGCUGACAAAGCCUGUUGAGGUUCUGAUGGGUGGGAGGAGUGUUGUGAACAAAGAUAUCACACAACUGGUUGAGGUGCGGCCAGACAGUGAAAGGUUCUUUAGGCUGUUGGAGUUGCUUGGGGAGUGGUUUACAAAGGGGAAAAUUCUUGUUUUUGUACACUCGCAAGAAAAAUGCGAUUCACUACUGAAAGAGCUGUUCCAGCACGGAUACCCAUGUUUAUCUCUGCAUGGUGGAAAGGAUCAAAAUGACCGAGAAUCAACUCUUGCUGAUUUCAAGAGUAAUGUAUGCAACCUUCUGAUCGCUACCAGUGUUGCUGCUCGGGGUUUAGAUGUGAAAGAUCUUGAGAUUGUUGUCAAUUAUGAUGUCACUAAUCAUUAUGAGGACUAUGUUCAUCGUGUUGGGCGAACGGGCCGGGCUGGUAGGAAGGGCUGUGCUGUGACAUUUAUCUCUGAGGAAGAGGAACGCUAUGCACCAGACCUUGUUAAGGCUUUAGAACUAUCUGAACAGGCCAUUCCAGAGGACCUGAAAGCCUUAGCGGAUCGAUUUAUGUCAAAGGUGAGGCAGGGAACAGAGCAGGCCCAUGGAACAGGAUAUGGUGGAAGUGGUUUCAAGUUCAACAGAGAAGAGGAGGAAGCACGACAAUCCGCGAGAAGGGCUCAGGGAAGAGCUCAUGGAUAUGAGGACAAUUCAGAUUCAGGUUCCGAGGAGGAAGGAGGUGUACACAGACAGGGAGAUGACGUUGCAGCACAAUCUCUUGCCGCUGCUCAAGCCGCUGCUCUAGCUGUAGCCAGGGCUGCUAGUAUUGCCAACCAGCAAGCAACAGCUGCAGGCUCCUUGCUUCCUAUACUGGUUACACCUAACCAACCAAACAAUGAUGCCACAGAACGUGCACUUGAUGCUGCAAGGAACUUAGCACAAAAUCUGGCAAGGAUACAGGGCCAUGCAGUUCCAGAACACUAUGAUGCUGAGCUUGAGAUUAAUGAUUUCCCACAAAAUGCUCGCUGGAAGAUCACUCACAAAGAUACAUUGGGUCCUAUUCAGGAAUGGACUGGAGCUGCAAUUACUACAAGGGGAACCUUUAUUCCUCAAGGCAGAAUUGUUGGUGCUAACGAGCGCAAGCUGUACCUGUAUAUUGAGGGUCCCAACGAAUCUUCGGUGAAGAAGGCAAAAGCAGAACUGAAGCGUGUCCUUGAGGAUUGUGCAAACCAUGCGCUCAAUCUUCCUGGUUCUGCUCAAACCGGAAAGUACGUUGUUUGAUCUGCAGAACAUAUACCAAAAUGGAUCAGUGCUGGAGAAGUAUUUUCUUGGGAAGCUUACAAUGGUUUGCGGAUCACAAUCCAAUUGUUGGACUUACCCAGAUUUACAACUAACAUUUUAAUCUAACCCAGGCAGCCAGCAAUUGUUAUCCUUGAUCAUUUUUACAUUUUCUUCAAUUCUAUUAACAAAUUUUGGUUGCCUUUGGACAGAAGGUUUUAGAAUGCUGGCGGUAGCCGCCUUUCUAUUCUAUAUAGUCCUCUUUUGAUGGAGGCCGUGGCAGCCCUCCACCCACUGUUCACUGCUUUGAGUGAAAACUUUAACACCAGAGAAGGCGCCAAGUUUUCUGGUGCAGUUUUGAAGAUGUGGCAAGCUGAGGAUCAUGCUCUUAAGGUGGUGCAGCUACUGGUGGUCUCGGAGGCUAGGCCCCAUAUUUUCAUCGAGGCAGAGAAAGAUUGGGCAAGUUAUUAUCAAACAGUUCGCUGCUGCAGUUCAGUGGCAGCAGGUUACACCGGAAUGUUACAGAUCCCAUCAAUUAAUGUUGUUUGUUUGUGCUAGUAUCCCUGAUCUGUACCGAGUUGCUAGUGCUACUGGACCUGUUGCCUCUUCCCCUUUGUACGAACAACCAUGAUGUUGCGACUUGAUUGAGUUGUGCAGACGAUGUUUGUUUCGAAAGGGUAGGAUAUCAGUGAGCUCA